Messenger RNA from Hermetia illucens (black soldier fly), 1081 nucleotides. RefSeq lists its product as uncharacterized. The transcript is spliced from 3 exons. Bases 450 to 788 code for a protein of 112 amino acids. NCBI's taxonomy places the organism in Eukaryota, Metazoa, Arthropoda, Insecta, Diptera, Stratiomyidae. The record is from RefSeq and is a predicted model, not a curated record.
UAGCAAAACAACAACAGAUAAUUCGGGCGAGCUCGAGAUAGAGGCGCUCUUUAAUCUCCAUUCCUUCAAUGUAGAGCGUAUUUGAAUGUUUUAUAAUUAGAUACUUACUCAGAGUUCGCGAAGAAAAGUCGGCGGUGCAUUUUUUCUGUUACGCUGUAUUAACUAUACCAAGUGCAACCUGUAUUUGCAUCCAAGACGUCAUCGGAAAUAUAGAUUAGUUGGCGAUUCCGUCCGUUUUCGAGAGUGUUCAUCAGUCGUACAGGUCGGGCUGUUUGUUUUCACUGUGCAAAGCCAUUCAGAGAAAAAGUGUAUCACUCAGUCGUGGCGCCAAAUGCUCUCCCGGCCUUCCUCUAAAGUCCGGAACCAGAGUCCCGCGAAGCCCCGGUGCUCCACCCCGUAUAAUUGAAUCAGCCAAAAGUUGUCGUGAUCGACGCAGGCCAUCAGACAUUAUGAGUAAUUGGCCACUUUAUUUGCGUCUGCCAUAUUGGAGGAGCUCUUUAUCAGACGACAUGGAUCAGUCGACUGCACGCACUAUCGACCAGCUGUUUAGAGGCAAUGAUAAACUUGAAAUCAGAGGUGAUGGUGUCUCCCGUAAUCGGCAUCAAUUCGAAUUCAAUCCUCUGCUGCCAUUGGGACUCAUAAUGGUUGUGUGCACGGUUGUUUUCAUUCUAAUUGUGUUCCGUCGCUGGCCAGGUUUGAUAGCGGGGAUCAUCGCUGGGUGUUUAACUUCGAUAUCAAUUUAUUUAAUGUUAUUAGCAUUCCGCGAACAGCGUCUGGUGUACGAAUAGAAGGUAAUUCACGUCGCAGUGCCUCGGUAGCGCAGUAGGCAGCGCGUAAGUCUCAUAAUCUUAAGGUCGUGAGUUCGAUCCUCACCCGGGGCAUCUCUUUUUUUGUCUUUUUAUAGUUAAAUUUUUUAUAUAAGGAGUUUGUGAUACGGGUCGACUUUAUAUUUUUAGAAUAAGUCAGUUUUUAGAAAAUAUCGUGUGCCAAAUGUCUCGAAACAUUACGUGAAUUUAAUAUAUUUUUAUAAACGUGCAAUCAAACUAAAGUGUUCUUCCAAUAAAUAAGUAUUUUGUGCAUA